Messenger RNA from Hemiscyllium ocellatum (epaulette shark), 1593 nucleotides. Its product is annotated as gastrula zinc finger protein XlCGF8.2DB-like. The transcript has 2 exons. Lineage: Eukaryota; Metazoa; Chordata; Chondrichthyes; Orectolobiformes; Hemiscylliidae. Gene Ontology annotation, biological process: regulation of transcription by RNA polymerase II. The coding region runs from base 501 to 1424 and encodes 307 amino acids. Gene Ontology annotation, molecular function: DNA-binding transcription factor activity, RNA polymerase II-specific; RNA polymerase II cis-regulatory region sequence-specific DNA binding. The record is from RefSeq and is a predicted model, not a curated record.
UAGGACCAUGAACUUCUGAAGUUGCUGCUGCUGUUCCUCUCUCUCUGAAUGAAGAUUGAGCUUCACCCCAGACUGCAACUUCCUUCCUCUCUCCAACAUCUAGUAUUUGAUAUGAAAACUGAAGUUUAAAAAACAACAGAUGAAGGGCUUAUGCCCAAAACACCGACUCUCCUGCUCCUCAGAUGCUGCCUGACCUGCUGUGCUUUUCCACACUUUUCGACUCGGACUCCCAAGCGUCUGCUGUCCUCAAUUUCAAGUCAAUGUCUGACAGUCGUUCAGUCCAUUGGGCCUGUAACGAGUUUUGACUAAGAUUCUGUGAGAAGGAGCAAAGUUUUUUGGUCCCUGUUUCAGUACGUUUUCAGCAUCAGUGGGACGGAAUGAGAGAUCCUACUGUUACAGUGCACUGAGUGUGGAACCUAAAACAGUUAUUCAGCCUGGAAAGAGGAAUUCACGGUGGGGAGGGACUGUACACAUGUUUGUGUACCGCUGAAGCUUCAGCCAUGGAGAAACCCGAGGAAUCCCUCCCCGUGGAGAAAUCUUGGAAGUGUGGCGACUGUGGGAAAGGCUUCCAUGUCCCGUCUGUCCUGGAGGCUCAUCGGCGCAGUCACACUGGGGUCAGGCCAUUCUCCUGCCCUGAGUGUGGGAAGGGGUUCAGCAGUUCCUCCACCCUGCUGAGGCACAGACGGGUCCACACAGGGGAGAGGCCCUUCAGCUGCUCCGAGUGCGGGAAGGCCUUCAGCAAUUCCUCUGACCUACUGAAGCACCAGCGUGUCCACACCGGGGAGAGACCAUUUGCCUGCCCAGAGUGCGGGAAGGGGUUCAGCAGUUCCUCCGCCUUGCUGACCCACCAGUGGGUCCACACAGGGGAGAAGCCCUUCAGCUGCCCCAAGUGUGGGAAGGCCUUCACCCAGGCCUUUUCCCUGCUGAGGCACCAGAGUGUCCACACCAGGGAGAGACCAUUCGCCUGCCCAGAGUGCGGGAAGGGGUUCAGCGAUUCCUCUGCCCUGCUGACCCACCGGCGGGUCCACACAGGGGAGAGGCCUUUCAGCUGUCCUGAGUGUGGGAAGGCCUUCACACAUGCCUCCAACCUGCUGACCCACCGGUGGGUCCAUACCAGGGAGACGCCCUUCAGUUGCCCCGAGUGUGGGAAGGCCUUCAGCAAUUUCUCCCACGUGGUGAUCCACCGGCGGGUCCACUCCGGGGAGAGGCCAUUCACUUGUCCUGAGUGCGGGAAGGCCUUCAGCAAUUCCUCUGACCUACUGAAGCACCAGCGGGUUCACACCGGCAAGCGGCCCUUCAGCUGCCCUGUGUGUGGGAAGGCCUUCACCCAGUCCUGCAACUUGCAGAGGCACCAGCGGGGGCACCAGCGCUCCCAACAAUCGGAUUCUGCCGGUGAGGCUGCUGUGGGUCACCCCCAGGACUGAACCUCCUGCCCAGUCUGACAGUGGGAGAGUUGGUGGGCUUGUUUUGUUUUCUGCUGGACAGCACCCACUCCCACGGUGGCUCAGUGGUGAGUAGCAUUGCCUCCCAGUGCCAGGGACCUGGCUUUGAUUCCACUAUUGGGGCAACUAUCUGUGUGGAGUUUGCACAUUC